AUGCAGGACCUCUCCAUCUCAGGUGGGAUCCCCACUGGCCCUUCUGGCAACCAAAAUCGAUUCGGCCAUGCCUCCAAGCCGUCCAACAGCGACACCGGCUUCUCCCAUGGUGCCUUCGCUGGCAAUUCGUUCACCGGCCCGUCCUCUGGGUUCGCUGACCGACGCCGCGGCAACAUUCCUUCCAUCAACACUCAGCCCAUGAACCCGCAGAUCAACACUCAGGUCAACACCCACCAGAUGGGCCAGCACGCACACCAGAACGGCGCCGACAUCAUGACCCCCGGCACCGCCUUUGAUAUGCAGUUCACGCCCCUGCUGCCUUCGCAGCUGCUCCUUGGCAGCCCCUUCCAGCCUGGAAGUCCGGGUGCCUUUGCCAGUCCUCAGUUCCAGAACUUGUCUGCUUUCCAGCAGCACAAUGGCCAGCAGCAGCAGAAUGGCAUGGGCAGUCAUAUGCAACAAAACAUGUCUUCUCAGGCUUAUCAGUCCAUCGUCUCGCCUUCCACUUAUGGCGCGCCCCAGUUCUACCAGCCUCAAUCCCCAACUGGCACGUAUAACAACAUGAACGGCCAGAUGCAGAUGCAGCCCCAGUCGCCGACCAUGGGUUCUGGCAUGAUCACGGGGACCAGCCGAACUGUCUAUCUCGGCAAUAUUCCUCCUGACACCUCAGCCGAGGAGAUCCUCGGCCAUGUGAGAAGUGGCCAGAUCGAGUCGGUUCGACUCCUCCCUGACAAGAACUGUGCUUUUAUCUCUUUCCUCGACGCCAAUGCUGCAACACACUUCCACUCGGAUGCCAUCUUGAAAAAGCUCUGCAUCAAGGGACAGGAUAUCAAGAUUGGUUGGGGCAAGCCUUCUCAGGUUCCCACUUCGGUGGCCCUUGCUGUGCAGCAGUCUGGCGCAUCCCGAAAUGUCUACCUCGGCAAUCUGCCAGAUGAUAUUGCCGAUGAGGAGCUGCGCGAGGACUUGGGGAAAUUCGGGCCAAUUGACACCAUCAAGCUCGUCCGGGAGAAGAACAUCGCUUUUGUUCACUUCCUCUCGGUUGCCAAUGCCAUGAAGGCGGUUCAGCAGUUGCCGCAGGAGCCCAAGUGGCAAUCGCCUCGCCGUGUGUACUACGGCAAGGACCGAUGCGCCUACGUCUCCAAGACCCAGCAGCAGAAUGCGGCUCAGUAUCUGGGUAUUGCUCCUGGGUAUGCUCACAUGUUGACUGGACAGGAUCGCGACGUGAUUUCUAGCGCCCUGGCUCAGCAAUCUGUGGCGGCGGCGGCGGUUGCUACCACAGCUGGUGGCAUCAACAACCUCGGCAACCGGACCAUCUACUUGGGAAACAUCCACCCAGAGACCACGAUCGAGGAGAUCUGCAACGUGGUACGAGGAGGUCUGCUUCACCACAUUCGAUAUAUUCCCGACAAGCACAUUUGCUUCGUCACCUUCAUUGACCCAACUGCGGCUGCCUCGUUCUACGCUUUGAGCAACUUGCAGGGCUUGAUGAUUCACAAUCGUCGCUUGAAGAUUGGUUGGGGAAAGCACUCUGGGGCUCUUCCACCAGCGAUUGCUUUGGCUGUUAGUGGCGGUGCUUCUCGUAAUGUCUACAUCGGCAACCUGGAUGAGACCUGGACCGAGGAGAGACUGCGACAGGACUUUUCCGAAUUUGGUGAAAUUGAGCUUGUCAACACGCUGCGCGAGAAGAGCUGUGCUUUUGUAAACUUCACAAACAUUGCAAACGCCAUCAAGGCCAUUGAAGCGAUUCGCAGCAAAGAGGAGUACAGGAAGUUCAAGGUGAACUUUGGCAAGGACCGAUGCGGAAACCAGCCCCGACAACUUCAGCAGCAAGCCCAGUCGCCUCGUGGAGAGGGAGUGCCCUCGCCUCCCCCAGUCGGUAGUGGAAGCGGCAACUCUCCCACGAACCCGACCUCGCCACAAUCUGCCAACAGCACCAACCUGUUCGCCAAUGGCAACAACCCACUUAGCGUAUACCUGAGUCAGGUAUCCCAACAGGCUCAUCAACAGCAGCACCAACAACACCAGAUGUUGGCUAACCAGCAAGCCGCGCUGUUCGGUACGGUUCAAUCUCCCAACGAUCUGACACUGGAGGUCCCACAGCAAGGCCACGUCUUAGGGCAUGGUCAGUCAGCCAGCAUCUCGAACGGGUAUGCCAUGAACGGGCCCGUCUCUGGUGCAACUACUAUUGGUGGUCUUCUUGCUCCGGCGCGUGGACAGCACAGCCGUGCAGUAAGCCUUCCUGCCUUCGCCCCUGGAUUUGAGAAUGGCGACAGCAACAGCUCCGUCAGCAUGCUCGGGGGUAUCAACGAAGGAGAGCGCAGAGGACACCAAUAUCAAUCGAGCUUCGGCGGUAUUGGCUCCGGUUUCGGCCUUGCCAUUCAGGGCGGGCUCAACGGAUGGGUAGAAGAGGAGGUGGCCAAUUAA
Molecule: messenger RNA, 2421 nt
Organism: Anthostomella pinea
Lineage: Eukaryota; Fungi; Ascomycota; Sordariomycetes; Xylariales; Xylariaceae
Source: the annotation of a GenBank genome assembly